AUGUUUUUCGGGGUCAAAUUUCUCAGCGCGGGGAGGAACUAGAGUAACAGCGACUCCAAAAACAAGCAGAAAUCCGAUGCAUGGACACACAGCAAUCUUCUCAACACAGCAGUCUUCUCUAUAAACUUCAUUUAACAGCGCAGGAGAAGCAAAUAUGGCAGAAGAAGGGGAGAUGGAGAGUAUUGUCCCUAGUGCCCUCAACACAAGGAGUGAAACAGGAGCACUAGUGGAGGUCAAGUUUCAGAAAAACCCGUAUCAAACCCAGAAGUACCUGGAGGCAGAACCAAAAGCUUUAGGGGUAACACAGAUUAUGCUGAGUCUCUUUUUCUUGAGUAUCUUAGGUGCGACUUUGAGAGAUCAACACCACUACACAGCCAUCAUCCGUGCUAUCAUUUCUUCAGCUAGCAUAAUAGCUGGUAGUGUGGCAAUAGCAGCACAGAAUCUUCACCUUCCUACACUGAAGGCCUGCUUGGGGAUGCAGGUUGUGGCGUGUGUGCUGUCAAUGAUCUGCUUAUUCAUCAGUUCGAAUGAAAUAGUAGGACCUUCCUUCUUUCGCUACUGCUGGAUUGGCUACCACAAUGGUACACCACAAAACAUGUGUGACAGACUGAUGGCUCUCAGUGAUCAUGUCAUAGGAAUAGAGAUGUUGGUGCAGGCGACUCAGAUUGCUCUCUCUGCAACCUUGGCUGCUUUCUGCUGCAAAGUAAUUCAGUGCUGCUCCCCAAGGAGCAAUGUGCCCGUUAUUGUGGUGAACGCACCCCCAGGUCCUCAGUGAUGACAGAGCCACAACUCAUUUAAUUACAGUUUUGUUUUACACACAUGCAUUAUAUAUAUACAACACAUCUCUCUCUCUCUCUCUCUCUCUCUCUCUCUCUCUAUAUAUAUAUAUAUAUAUACCCCACUUAAAGUUCACAGUACAACCUGAGUUACAUGAUAAUCUGGUCAAGUGUUAAAAUGACCUUAUUGAAAAGAUCAGUAUUCAAUUAAUAUAAUUUCACUCAGAAAAAUCCAGAUUGUAUUUUUUGUCAUUUUAAAAUCAUUCAUAUUCAUGAAUAUACGGAGUCUCUUCUGAUAUGUUUAUGAAACCUGUGGAAGGUAUUGAUGUUUGUUUAUACAGACAAACGCUGUUUGCUGUCAAAUCUUUUUUUCUGACAAUAAUGAUUGUCUGUGUAAUACUGUAAGUUGGACAAAAAAGAUUUUAGGGAAUUAUGAUAUAAUAAAUAAACAUUAGGUUGGGUGGAAGGGUGUUGGGAAAAAGCUGACAGCACCUUAUUUAAAAAAAACAGCAACAUUAAAAUAACCUUCUCUACCUGUGGGUUAAUAAAGUAUUAUCUUAUCUUAUCUUAUCUUAUCUUAUCAUAUCUAUUAUUUCCUUACGUGCAAAUUUACAUAAAGUCGAAUUUAUCUUGCUGAAAUUAUGCUUGAAAAGCUGUCUGAUUCAUUUUUUUCCCAGCAGAUGGCGGUAUAUCUAUGUUUAGUAUCAUGUUUUGCUUUUCUUCAAUAAUGGACAACAUCUCAGAAAAAAAUAAAGGGAAUAUAGUAUGAACUUUC
This is a messenger RNA of Ictalurus punctatus (channel catfish), 1551 nucleotides long. RefSeq lists its product as uncharacterized. NCBI's taxonomy places the organism in Eukaryota, Metazoa, Chordata, Actinopteri, Siluriformes, Ictaluridae. The record is from RefSeq and is a predicted model, not a curated record. Bases 155 to 775 code for a protein of 206 amino acids. The transcript is spliced from 7 exons.